Darwinula stevensoni is the source of this 2938-nucleotide messenger RNA. The record is from the annotation of a GenBank genome assembly. Lineage: Eukaryota; Metazoa; Arthropoda; Ostracoda; Podocopida; Darwinulidae.
UGGUAUGGGACUCCGUUCCCGAGGUUUUCCCAGAUCGAGGCCCAGUGGCGGAUACAGGGGGGCGACCGCCCCCCUAUGGCCAGAGAGAAGACGAAAAUCCACCAAUGGAAGGACAGUUGUGCUGAGGGGAACUCGGUAGCAGACGACAGGGCGAAGACCUGGAAUCCACCAAUGGAAGGACAGAUUGUGAUGCAUGAUGGCGACAGGCAGGCUCCAGUCGGCGAGAUUUCUCACUCGGGGCGGUGGUGGAGAAUUGUCAUCAUAAUGGCUAACAAAUAUAAUCUGAAGUGGAACUCCCACCAUGCUGAGACUUUUGAAAAUUUUGACAUAUUGCGUAGUAGAGAGAUGCUUGUGGACAUCACACUCUCCUGUGGUGGGCAAACAAUAAAAGCUCACAAGUUAGUGCUAUGCACAGGAAGUGCAUUCUUUGAGAAGUUGCUACAGCGAGAUAAUAGCAAAUGCCCAAUUGUUCAUUUCCAUGGGGUGGACAUGUUACAUCUCAGGCUUCUGGUGGAUUUCAUGUACUUGGGUGAAGUGGAUGUGCCCUCCAGUGAUUUGGAGGAUUUCAUCACCCUGGCUGAUAGCCUGGAAGUGAAGGGACUGAAAGGAGACAAAUCCAAAAGGUUUGACUUGGGUGAACCCAUUGGGAAACCUGGGAUGUCACCAUCAUGUAGAUCUCAAGUGAUUAAUUCUGCUCCAUUUGCCAACCUCAGACCUUCAGAUGCUCCACCCAAAACCAGCUUUGCUUCUACUUCAAGUCGCUCUGCUUCUAUGAAACGGAGGAUUCCAGCUGGCGUAGACAGUGCGUCAGGAGUGCCAGAUAUAAUGUCUUUACCCUCUGCCUCACCUGCAGCCAACAAGAGGCCAAGACCUGAAUCUAUAGUACCUGAUCAGACAUUGGGCAGUGAUGAAUCCCAGUCAGGAACAGUUGUGAAGACAGAGAAUGACGAAGAGACAGGUUCAGCCCAAGAAGGUGAUCAAUCAACUUAUUGGGCUGUGGAGGAAGGGUUGUCAACAGCUGCAGCUGCAUAUAGCCAUAGUUCCCAUGAAGUGGAAGGAGGAGAAGAGUUACUGGACCCCAAUGAAGUUCCACCACACAUCCCUCCUGAGAUUGUUCCUGAGAGUAUAACAAGAGGACAUGAUGGGGUCUGGUCUGGUAUCAUCAUGGAGAGCAAGGGGAAGAUCUACUUCUGUACAUUCUGCAGCUACCAAUCACCAUACAAGACAAGUACACUGCGACACGUGCAGUCGCGACAUACUGGUGAAAAGCCAUAUGAGUGUGGCCUUUGUGGUCGGAAGUUUAUUCGAAGGGAGAGGUUGAGGAACCACAUGCUCACCUGUCAUUCUACAUUGGUGAGGGAGACAGAGGGAGUCUGGAGUGGUCGUCGAUUGGGCAUCAACUGCAAGCUGUUCUUCUGUUCAUUCUGUGCUCACAAGUCAACUAGCAAGUCUAAAGCCAUUGUUCACCUUCGUCAGCAUACGGGUGAAAAGCCUUACAAAGUAUACAAUCUGCGGGGCAUGCUGUUUGGCGAGGACAGAUUGGUGUCAAUGGUCUUUGGACCUACUUUUGUGGGAACUGUGCUUACAAGAGUGUCUACAGGAGUCACAUGGACAUUCAUAUCCGAAGUCAUACUGGGGAGAAACCAUUUCAGUGUCGAUUGUGUGGAAAGACUUUCUCAACUAAAGGUAAUGCCAGUGCCCAUAUUUUCAUGUAUCAAAAUGGCGAGUAAAUACAAUUUGAAGUGGAAUUCUCACCAUGCUGAUACAUUCAGCAGCUUUGAUGUGUUACGUAGUAGGGAGAUGCUUGUGGAUGUGACUCUUUCCUGUGGUGGACAGACAAUGAAGGCUCAUAAAUUGGUGUUGUGCUCUGGGAGUGCCCUUUUUGAAAAACUAUUGCAGAAGGACAGUAGUGCCUGUCCCAUCAUCCAUUUCCAUAGCAUGGAGAUGAUGCAUCUUCGGCUUUUGGUGGAUUUCAUGUAUUUGGGGGAAGUGGAUGUGCCCUCUAGUGAUUUAGAGCAAUUCAUUGCCCUUGCUGAAAGCCUUGAAGUGAAAGGCUUGAAAGCAGAUAGAUCUAGAAGGUCUAAUCCACCUGCUGAAGUUGGGAGGCCAGAAAUGCCAUCAACUGCUGGAAAGUCUUGGAUGGCUAGCCAAGGUUCCCUUAUGAGCUCCUUGGGAGCUGCAGUUCUACCAAGCACAUCUGGUUUUUCCUCUACUGCUCCCGUGAAACGGAAGCUCUCAAUGGCUAUGAGUAGUGGCUUUAGAUUGCAAGAUGCUCAGCACUGUCCUCUUUCCUUGCCAGUGUCAGAGAAGAAGUCUAAGUCUGAAUCAAUCCAUGCUGAUACCUCAAGUCAGGCAUCUGACAUGGUUCAGUCAGAAGAUUUGGUGAAAACUGAGACUGAAGAAAUUGAAGAAGUGGAUGAGUUGGAAGAGGGUGAAGAUUCUUAUUAUGGUGAAGAGGAAGAAAUGAGAGCUUUUGAAUGUGAUGAUGAUACCAGUUCAUAUCAAGUGGAAGGAGAAGAGUUUGAUCAAAAUGUACUCCCUGCCAACAUCCCUCCUGAAAUAGCACCUGAAAGCAUCCAACCUGUGGAUCGAGCAGUUUGGCGAGGGCAGCUUGGUACUGGCCUUUGGACCUACUUCUGUGGCAUCUGUGCUUACAAGACUAUCAACAGGACUUACUUAGACAUUCAUAUCCGGAGACAUACAGGAGAGAAGCCCUUCCAGUGUCGACUGUGUGGAAAAGCCUUCUCAAGGAAGGACAGUGCCAGUACCCAUAUUAUGGGCAUUCAUAGAUCCCCAGCCCAGGAUAACAUUAUUCUCCUGACCAAAAAAGUAUAAAAUUUACAAUGUAAAUCUAAAAUGUUUGCCAUUCCAAAGUCUUGAAGUCAAAUUCUUUUUACUUUUUUGUGAUAUCAUCUGAUAGCAAGGAAAGUCAAGAACC